This is a messenger RNA of Rotaria socialis, 693 nucleotides long. Lineage: Eukaryota; Metazoa; Rotifera; Eurotatoria; Philodinida; Philodinidae. The record is from the annotation of a GenBank genome assembly.
AUGUCCACGGAACAACUGCUGGUGGAUGGGAAUUUGUUCAACACUUAUUUACAAAACUUUUUUAUUCCAGGACAAGAUUUAGGAGCAUUCCUUUCAAUUUAUUAUAAAGGAAAACAAGUUGUUGAUCUAUGGGAUGGUUGGUUUGAUGAAUCGAAAGCUAAGCCUUACGGCAGUGAUACAUUACAAAUUCCUUUUUCAACAACAAAAGGUUUGGUAGCAGCGGUUGUUGCAUUAUGUGUUCAAAGAGGUGCAACCGCUAUUUCUGAGUUAGCCAUAUUCAAUGAUAAUCGAUAUCAUCAAGCAGAGAUUCCUGGUGUCAAUGGAAUAACAAAUGCUCGAUCUGUUGCACGUCUAUAUGCAUCUUUAAUCGAUGAUCUCGACAAUGGCAAGCAGAAACGAUUGUUGAAUGAAGAAAUAAUGAAAAAAGCAACAACAUCGAAUACACCUGACAAUGAAAUUGAUCGUAUCCGAGGAUAUUCAAAUUCAUUUGCCAUGGGUUUUCAAACGUCCGAUGAUGAUCUAAAAAUAUUUGCAUCAGGUACAUUUGGUCACGAAGGAGCCGGUGGUAGUAUUGUUUUUGCUGCUCCUGAUAAAAGUCUUGCAUUUGCUUAUACAGUGAACCAAUAUGGUGUGAAGAAGAAUCGACAAGAAAUAAGUCCUCGAACACAAGCCAUCAUCAAACAUAUAGCAUGA